This is a messenger RNA of Torulaspora delbrueckii, 948 nucleotides long. It is a transcript of the gene DYN3, whose product is annotated as dynein light intermediate chain. The coding region runs from base 1 to 948 and encodes 315 amino acids. NCBI's taxonomy places the organism in Eukaryota, Fungi, Ascomycota, Saccharomycetes, Saccharomycetales, Saccharomycetaceae. The record is from RefSeq and is a predicted model, not a curated record. The transcript has a single exon.
AUGUCCAAUCCAUGGACUGAAUUAUUGAAGAAGAUAGACGAUCGAGCUGUCCCCCGGUAUAAGAAGGUGAUCAUCGUAUGUGCUCCAAAUGUUGAGUCAUCAAGGCAGUUUGAAGCUCGCUUCCUCCCUACUGGCGUCCAAACUCUCAAUGAAACACUGAAUGUCUUAGGUUUUGACGCUAUUAGUUUAGAGAUACGGACAUCGAACGGAAGGCUUGAACAUUUCCUGGAUUUGGAUGUUUACACGAUUCCUUUCCCAGUCAAAAGUCAAUCGAUAGAAUACCUCAGAGCAUUCGUGAAAUUAGAGGACCACCAGAACUGCGACAUACAUUACUUUUUUCUCCUUGACUGGUCUAUGUCUAAUCAAAGAACAUGGUUACGCCAAUUGAACUCCUCAGUCCAAUUAUUACAGGACGCAGGUUCUUACGUAUCUCAAGGAUCUAUUACUGUUUGCUGUAUGAAUACCGAGCACAUAUAUACAUGGCAAAAGAACACAGCUCAAUGGCUUCCACGGCAUGUAGAAUUUGUACAGCAAAGCGUGAGAUCAUUUUGCCUGUUGAAGGAGUGUACCUUACUUUAUCGCACAAGUCUAGCGAAUUCGGAGAAAGAAGAGACCGACCAAACUGUUUUCGUUGAUAUUGUAAGUGGAGAUUUCAGUAAUAUAAUGGCAGAUCUAGUCAAUCCCUCCAAGUUGCUCAUUCCCUUUGGAUCUGAUUCAAUUGGACUUAUAAAGACCGUCUGUGAUUCAUUCGAUCCCAUUCGAGUUUUAGAAGAGGAGUUCAUUCGUAAAAAAUUUGAAACAUUGGUUCCCACUUUGGAUGAUUCCUCACUACGAGACGAAGCUCCUUCUAACUUGGACCUACUUACUCCAUACAAGGUUGAUAUUCAGCAGGAACUAGCUAAAAUAUACCACAAAGUUCAAGCACAGAAAGCCGCUGACAAUGUGUGA